This is a messenger RNA of Haliotis rubra (blacklip abalone), 1435 nucleotides long. RefSeq names its product guided entry of tail-anchored proteins factor CAMLG-like. Gene Ontology annotation, biological process: tail-anchored membrane protein insertion into ER membrane. The transcript has 4 exons. The record is from RefSeq and is a predicted model, not a curated record. Lineage: Eukaryota; Metazoa; Mollusca; Gastropoda; Lepetellida; Haliotidae. Gene Ontology annotation, cellular component: GET complex. Bases 176 to 931 code for a protein of 251 amino acids.
GCUGAUAACAAGAACUGUGUUGUAGAAGUCAAAAUGAAUAUUAAUACAAUUGAUAUGACUUAUAGUGAUUUAUUUUUGUAGUAUUUAUAUCAAUAGUAUUCACUGGAGACUACGCCCAUGAGCAAUUUGUAUCAGUAACGUAGAUACGAAAAUAAUUAUUAAAAGGGAAAUCAUCAUGGCUGAACUUGCAGCAAGACGAGAGGCAAGAAGACGAAAGAUUCUUCAAAAUUCAGAAAAUCGAUUGAACCGGCUGCUGGGAAAGCCGAUCGAUAGUGAACUGGAUGAAUCAAGCUCCCCAGUUAGUACUGAUGAAUCAGAAAGAACAACUCCAUCACCAACGACACCUUCAACAGAACCUGAUGUUUUGCAAGGCACACCACAAGUGAGCGAGUCGCCAGGAGAUGAUGGUGACACAUCCUCCCCUUCCAGGUCUUCUUCAUCAGUGCCUGAAGGUACAAUGGUACACCCCCGCCCCUCUCUCAGCUCUGUGAGGGCCGCUCCUGCUGUGUCCCCUGUGAGGGUUGCUGGCACUAGUGGCAGUGGUCAGUCAACACAAAGCAAAAAGCAAAUCACACAAGAGACUGCUGGGUUGCUGCAGAUUCUGGAAAACCUCCGACUAGGGAGCUGUGUAAUAGUGGCCUUCUUCAUCAGAUGGGUGCUAUCAUCUGGUUAUGGAGUCUUCUAUGUCCAGUCAAUCUUCUUGCCUUUUGUACUGCUUCAAGUGGGACUGUAUUCGUUUCACUACACAUACAUGAAGGAUGUUGCCCUGCCUCACAAUAGCUCAUUGAUGUCAGGGGCUCUUGUGUUGUCAGGGAUAAAGCCAGAGUUUGUUGCCGUCUUUAACAGAACUAUGGGCUACUUCACUGCAGUCACGGAGGACUUUGCUCUGUAUCUCUUCACGUUCCUCAUAUGCAAUGCUGUUAUGACAUGAGUGGUGCUCUAGUUAGCACAUCUGUGUUUGUGUGUGUGAUGAGAUUAGUGCUGUUUGUGGGAAUCGCAGAUGGACUGCCCUGUUUAGAAUUCAGUUCCUGUCAUGGCAGACAAGAAGCAGCUGGAAUGGAGCUUCUACCAUCACCAUCUGCCAGGAAUGUUUGUGAAGCAGACAGUUGUGUGAGCUUACGUCAUUAUGCAUCAUUAUGUAUACCGGUAUACAACAGUAGAGGAGGUAAUGUGCACACGAGACAGGUGCCCUGUUAUGUGUAGAAGAGACUUCCUGAGAUGGAGCCAAUCAUACCCGUCACUGCCUGACCGUGGACAACAGAAUUGUGCCUGUUGAACAAAGAUGUGUCCACAAGUGGUAUUUAUGAAAAUAAAGAAACUACAUUAAGUACAACCAUUUAUAGUAGUACAAGGUAUUAAAUGACAUGAAUGAAAACCCCCAAAAGGAAAUUAGAAUGGUGCAUUUUGCACAAUAAAAUGUGCAUUAAUUGAGCAA